Molecule: messenger RNA, 1320 nt
Organism: Exophiala oligosperma
Lineage: Eukaryota; Fungi; Ascomycota; Eurotiomycetes; Chaetothyriales; Herpotrichiellaceae
Exons: 3
Coding region: 1-1314 (437 amino acids)
Biological process (GO): proteolysis
Molecular function (GO): serine-type endopeptidase activity
Source: RefSeq, a predicted model, not a curated record
AUGUCCGCAAAUGAAUUCAGGCUCCGAUAUGGGCUGCCGAUUCAAUCAGACCACAAAAUGCCACUUGCAUCAUCCUUGCAAGUCAUCUACUUGUUCGCUUUGUCGAGUAAGGGCGAAUUUGACCUGACUUUCUGGACGGAAAAGGGAGGCUGGGCCUGCAAGAAGGGUGGGUGGAUAUCAUUGGGUAGCGAUAAGAACUUUUCAAAAGGCAAUGCCACCGCCGUCGCUCAUAGGCAGUCUGAGAUUGAAGUCUUUGCAUGCGGUGAGGAUGGUCGCAUUUAUUCGAAACUCGUCACAGACUUCGACCACCCAGGCACAGAUUGGACGAGUCUGGGCCGCCCAGAUUGUGGCUUUCCACCAAAUGCCUACGUGUCGGCGAAUUCAUGCGUCUUGAAAAGCACAGAGGUGUUCGCUUGCGAUUCGGAUGGCCUCGUCUACACCACCACCUGGGAUCGAGAGGCCAUCCCUUUAGGGGCGGAACAAGAGUGGCUCUGCCUGGGAGGUGCCAUGAUCCCUGGCUCCGAAGUGACGGUCCUCCACCGCAAAGAUACUCAACUCGACGUGUUCGGAAAGGACAGAAAUUCUCGGCUCUACACGAACUGGAGAAAUCGAUACUCAGUCUGGGGAAGUCAACAUGAGUGGGAAGCGAUCAGCAAGCAGUACCCAGGCUUCUGUAAUGUCGCUGCCGUUGCACGGACAAGCGAGCGGCUACAUGUUUUCAUCAACAACAAAUCAGGACAAAUGUAUACCAGCUGGUGGCCAGCCAGUGACGGCUGGUAUGACAUGGGAAGGCCGCGUUACCAGGAGGGAAGCGUCUCGUCGUCUAGUCACACGAGUGGCACGGUAGCGGCGCCUCGAUAUUCAUCGAUGAGUGAAUCGCUGACACUGUUUGAUGCGACAACGUUUGACAAAAAGCCAACUUCCCUUCAGGUUACAGAGUCGAAACAUUGGAUCCAGGAUCUCAUUAAAACAAUCAAUAAUACCUUGUUCACAUCUUCACGAAGAGAGCAUGAUCAGAAAGCAAAGGUCGCAAUCCUGGACAGCGGAGUCGACCCUGGCCACGAGCAGUUUCAGAAGAUCAACAAGCACCACGGGUGGACUUUCGUUGAGAAUAAUGACAAUGUGCACGACACGUAUGGCCAUGGUACUUUCACCGCAGGUCUUCUCAUGAAGAUUGCCCCCAACACCGACCUAUAUAUUGCCCGCGUCUGCACUUCCAACGAGCUGGAUGAUAAUGCCAGUUUCCAACGAGUUGUAAACAAUGUUAUGGAUGAACUGUCGAGGGUGCUAGGGACGGGGACCACUAGAAGUUGAAAUGAA